This is a messenger RNA of Schistosoma bovis, 2208 nucleotides long. The record is from the annotation of a GenBank genome assembly. NCBI's taxonomy places the organism in Eukaryota, Metazoa, Platyhelminthes, Trematoda, Strigeidida, Schistosomatidae.
AUGGAAGAAGCUGUUCAAAAAGAUUAUGAAAAAGAAGCCCAUCUUCUAUCGAGUCUAAAACACCCUUAUAUACUCUGUAUUCAUGAAAGUUUUGUUGAUAAAAAUAGGUUCUGCAUUGUGUCAGAAUAUUGUGAAGGGGGUGAUCUAACCAAUUACUUAAAACAAGUGAAGAGUAAAGGAGGACGUAUCAGUGAAAAAAUUAUUGGAAAAUGGCUUGUACAAAUUAUAUUGGCCACAGUUUAUAUGCAUAAAAAUAAAAUACUUCACCGUGAUUUAAAAACAAGUAAUAUAUUUUUAAAGAAUGGGAAUAUUAAAGUUGGUGAUUUCGGUAUUUCGCGUUCACUGGCCACAACUGAAGAACUGGCAACUACGUUUAUUGGGACUCCUUAUUAUAUGAGUCCGGAAGUUUUGAAGUACGAAGGAUAUAAUAAUAAAUCAGAUAUUUGGUCAAUCGGAAUAAUUCUGUAUGAACUAUGCACCCAAAGAAGAGCAUUCACUGGAACUAAUUUAAUGCGUGUUAUGUGGCAGGUGAUAAAUGAUCCUUGUCCUCAGCUACCAGAAAUUUAUUCAAAAGAAUUACAAGAGGUUUUAGAACUAAUGUUAAAGAAGACUCCCCAAGAACGACCAUCUGCUUCAGAACUUCUUCAAUCAAAUGCGGUUCACUCGUACUUACGUGAUUUAUACAAAGAAAUCAUAAAUCACAUGCAAAACGAAUUAUCUGGUGAAAAUCGGAAGGAUGGGAGCGAAUUUAAUCUACUUAUGUCGUUUGAAGAAUUUGUUAGUUUACCUGAUUCAGUUUUGCACAAACAACAGUCAAUUGAAAACGCUGAGAAGUUUUCAAUACAAUUAAAUGAAGAAAUUGAAGAGAAUGUAGAACAUUCAGAAGAUCAGUACUUAACGCCACGUCAAAAAAUCAAAUUAAAUAAAGCAAGUGAAUCAGAUAGAACUACUGCAGUCUUAAGAGAUUUAGCAGAACAGCUUACACAUACUCGGAAUAGUUUAAAUUCUACAAUGGAAACACAACUGUUCACCUGGCAGAAAGGAUAUCCAUCAUUGAAUCAUAUAUGGCCUACAAUUCAAAUACCUACAGAGAAACUGCUAAAUGAAUUAAAAAACCUUUAUUUAGAAAAAAUAAACAAUGAAACAAGCUUGAUUGAUGAACUAGAUGAUGAUUUGGAAAAUGAAGGUGAUUUAUUUUGGUCAAAGAAAUCAGAUUUAAACGACAAUAAAAAAUUACCAGGUAAAGGUCCAGGUGCUGAAGAUGAAAGUCUUGGAACAUUUAAUUUUUUAAAUUCUACAAAACAUAGAAAUGAAGAAAUCGAAGAUUUAACCAACAAUAUGAGUUUUACUGAAAUAAAAAAUUUUUAUCCUUCACCUAGAUUAACUAGUCCAAUUUAUGAUUAUGUCACAAUGGAUGAAUUUAAAAAACAAGUUGAUAUUGAUAAUAACCCUAAUAUUAUUAAAAAGGGUAAUAAUAAUCAAGAAGCUUUGUUUAUACGUCGACAAUUUACGUUUCCAGCAAUGUUAAAUCAAAAUUAUGCACAAUCAGCAAGACAACUGAGUGAUAUUAAUAGUUCCAAAUUGAAAUGUAAUAGUGUAUUUACUGACGAUACCCAACUAAUGGAAACUUAUUACACAAAUUAUGAUAAUGAACUGUUAAAUUAUACAAACAAUUUCAAUAAGGAGGAUUUAAAAGAAUUAAUAGAAAAUGAAAAUAUUCUUCAAAAUGAUCUAGAAGAUAUAGAAAAUCAAGAUAAUGUAGAUUCAACUGAAACAUUAAACGAUGUACUUGUUUGCAUGAAAGCAGCUUUGUGUCACCCUGAAGACAGUAAUACAAUAGUCUUGAAUGAUGAAGCUAAGACCAUAUUUAGUCCAGAGGCUAAAGCCAAAAGAAUUGAUGCUUUAAAAAAAUACUGCAUCGACAAACUUGGAGAAAAAGAAUUUCACAAUGCAUAUCACUAUCUUUAUCAAAAACGUAUUUUGGAAAAAAAUCAAUCUGGUGAACUAACAAUACUAAAUGGCUUAAAAUCUUAUUGUUCCGAUGUGACUACCGGGUUUCUACUUGAUCAUUUAUUAUUUCUUGAAAAUGAUGCAGUAAAACAAACAAUAAAUAUUCAAUUAUCUGAAUCUGUUCAUCAAAUCUUAAACGAUGAUUUGUCAUUUUAUGCAAAAUUCGCGAGUUUAAUGGACUGUUUAAAAGAGAUAUAA